ACUUAUCAAAGAUAAGUACUCAGUAGUUUUCAGGACGGUUCCGAGUACUGUUGGCCCACUCAUUGAUCCGUGACUGUCCAUCUUCAUUCCACGAAACUUCAAAGAAAAGAACAGUGAAAAUGCACAAUCGAAAGUUGACAUAGAAAUUCCUACCACGUUUUUAUUAACAGGAAUCGGAGUCCGCUUCCGAAUGAAAAUGUGAUUUCUAUGGAAGUUCACGCGAUCGCGUAUGAUAGUAGACAAUAUGAAGGACCGGAUAAUGUCGCCUCAUGGUUUGCUAUCUUUGUUAGCCACGUACUUAGGAAUUUUCUCGAUCACGAUGUGUCAAAGUACUUGCCCUACGAGAUGUUUGUGCCACCUCAGCCAACAACCAAGAACUGUCAUGUGUUCAAAACAAGGCUUGGAAGUGUUUCCUGAAAAUAUAAGCGACGUGGUAGAACAAUUAAAUUUAUCCAACAAUCUAUUAACGAAUAUCAGCGAUGACAUUACGCGACUCACAGAUUUACAAUACCUGAAUUUAGCAAGAAAUAAAUUAAGUUCGUUGCCCGAGGAUUUAAGGUCUUUAAAAAGUUUACGACGAUUGGAUUUAAGCGGCAACAACAUAAAAGACGUCGUUGACAUCAGAUCCUUAGGACAACUACCAUCGUUAACGGUUCUACACCUAUCCACAAAUCCAUUAUCCAAAUUGGAGGGAUUAAUGAGCGCCAGUAUCGAGGCUUUGGAUGCUAGUUACUGCGAGAUACGGGAACUCACUAAUACAUCGUUGGAUAAUCUACCAGCACUGACUAUGCUUACGUUAAUGGGAAACCCACUGAAAAACAUUGACAACACAUGGAGUCCAAAAUUACAGUGGCUCGAUAUGUCUGACUGUCUCUUAAAUUACUUAAGACCCGAUACUUUCAAUGGAUUUCCAGCGCUUGAAGAGCUUCGACUGUCCAACAAUCCUACCUUAGUCUACAGCACGAGAAAUUCGACAUUGACACACUCGAAACUAAAGAAGCUGGACGUGUCGAGAUGUAAUCUGGAUAGGCCAGGCCUACACGGAUUUCCCUUAUUGACUCAGGCUCGAUUAUCCCGCAAUAUGAUUCGCAUGCUACCGGACCGAAUCUUCGCUAAAAAUAGAGAACUCGGUUUCCUCUACCUUAACGCGAAUGGAGUUGAAAAAUUGAAUAUGAGCACGUUCGAGGGUUUAGUGAAACUGCAAGUAUUAGAUUUGUCUGCCAAUUACUUGGAAGUGAUUCACCCAUUGACAUUUCACGAAAAUGUUGAACUCAAAUUGCUCAACUUAUCCUACAACGUUUUGUACGAGCUUCCAAACUUCACGUCAACGGUAGCAACGUUGGACGCAUCGUCAAACUUGAUAAGUGAUUUAAAUGGAAAUUUCUUGGCAAACAUGCCAAAAAUAAGGAGCGUUAUUUUGAGUGAUAAUCGACUACAAAGGCUUCCAGCAAAAUUAAAAUCCACAUCACUGAAGAAUUUAGAUUUAGGGCGAAAUAGAAUAGUCGAGUUGCUCAACGAUACGUUUCUUCAGUUACCGCAACUACUGAGAAUCGACUUAUCAGGAAAUCGUUUGACAGAAGCUAUAAAUCCAGAAAUUUUUCGAAACAAUCCAGAUAUAAACAACAUAAAAUUAGAGGAUAACCCAUGGCGUUGCGACUGUAAGGACUUAUACGCGUUGCAUGCUUUCCUAACUGAACGACCAGCAAAAACUGUGGAACAAACUUUGCUUUGUCAAAGUCCAUCGAACGUAUCUGGUUAUACCUGGCUAACUGCUUGUUUCAACGUAUGGAAUGGAUCUGUUUAUUACAACAAGGACAGAACCUGGGGAUUUGUGAUGCUCAUUAUUCUUACGAUCGUUGUUUUAUGUGGAAGUUUCAUAUCUAUCAGACAUAUGAUGAAGAUUAAAAGGAGAGCUAUCGAACAAAGACAGCAAUUGGAAACUUUAAGACUAUUAAGGCAAAGAAGGAACCAAGCAACGCAACAACAGCAACAAGAACAACAUUUGGAACGUGCACCAGAACCAAGAAUCCAUCCUCUCGAAUUAAUAGGACCACCUAGUUACGAAGAAGCAGUACAAAUGCCAAGACUAGCCCGGUCGUUAGAUAAUUUGGAUGACAUUUCAGUAGAAACAAGUUCUGUGCGUGUUAUGGGUUCUGCUGAUAACAUAAGAUAUAAAUAUAGAAGAACAAGGAGAGCAAAGAAGAGAAUUCAGAGUGAGGAUGAUUUGCUUAGAAGGGAAGAGCGACGACACGAAAGAAUCAGAAGAGAAAGAACUACCUCCGUCGAUAACAGCGAAACCGUUUUACCACAGAAUCAGAGAAAUUCUAGAGCCUAUAUGGCACGUAGAGCCAGAAGGCAAAGCGUGAUAAGUGAUUCUGUAGAAUCAGGAAGCGGAAGAAUUCGACCCAGACCGCAAACACCGAACUCAAAAAAAAGGCGACGGAGGUACACAGUUUAUGACGGGCACUCGACCGAUGACGAAGACUCAGAUAUUCAACCAGUUGGUUCUAGUAGAUCGAUUGUGAUCAGAGAACUUCGAAGAGAACCUAAGAGCGGUUACAGAGAAUCUACCGCAGAACAAGAUUCUUGAAGAACUAUCUGUUAUCAAUUUCAUUAAAAUAUUUUUUAAACGAAA
Messenger RNA from Bombus pascuorum, 2635 nucleotides. RefSeq names its product leucine-rich repeat-containing protein 15. NCBI's taxonomy places the organism in Eukaryota, Metazoa, Arthropoda, Insecta, Hymenoptera, Apidae. Gene Ontology annotation, molecular function: protein binding. Bases 230 to 2590 code for a protein of 786 amino acids. The transcript is spliced from 6 exons. Gene Ontology annotation, cellular component: extracellular matrix. The record is from RefSeq and is a predicted model, not a curated record.